This is a messenger RNA of Ogataea haglerorum, 546 nucleotides long. RefSeq lists its product as uncharacterized. The transcript has 2 exons. NCBI's taxonomy places the organism in Eukaryota, Fungi, Ascomycota, Pichiomycetes, Pichiales, Pichiaceae. The coding region runs from base 1 to 546 and encodes 181 amino acids. The record is from RefSeq and is a predicted model, not a curated record.
AUGGAGCCUUCUACAACAGGCUUCGCCAGACACCACAGCCAAGCGGUUCUGGCCCACCGGUCGCCCUCGAAACGACCUGUGCACCGCGCCAAUCUCGUGCGCCAAAAUUCGGGAAGAAAAUCACAGCUCUUCGCCAACAGAGCGCAUUUCGCAUCAAAGUCAGAGCUUCGCGCCAUCUUCAACUCCAGAGAGAGCCUCCACGAUAUCCCUCCGUACUUGGUGUCUUACACUCUCUCGCCGCCGCGAACGCAGUACGAGCACAACCCGGUGCUCAAGUACGCGGUGGCCAGGACCAGAGUAGCCAAUCGCCAGCUGUUUCUAGACCCUACCGACAUGAGCAUCAAGGACUACAUGACGCCGCAGUCUGUGGAGCUGCCACCACAUUUGAACAAGUCGCUACAGAUUCAAUUUGCCGUACAACAGGCUGAGCACGAUGGCGGAGAUCAGUCUGGAGUCAAACUCAGAACACUACAGCAGAAUCAAACGGGAAAUAUUCGACAAACACAUGCUCUGGAGAGACCUGGAGCCAUAUCUGCGACAAAAUGA